GUGUUUUUGAUAAAUCCCUUACCUUUUAUCUUUCUCGAAAAACGUAAUUAACGCAUUUUAGUUCUCCUCAAAUUCUUGAAUAUUUCUUCUCCUGCAAUUUUCAAGCUCUCAUGCUCUGCUAUGGACUCCUAUUAGCAAAUUCACGCUUUCGCUCCUCUCAAUUUCGCCAGAUCUCUUCGCUAUUCACUGGUUUCGCAAGGGGAUGGCGUUGAGGCGUGGGGGCUUGUCUGGUGUUGGAGGUCCGAGGAGUAGAGGCAACGGAUCUCGAUUCUCCGUCGUCGUUCUCGUCUUGUUUUCAGUUCUCACGCCUUUGAUUUUCUUCUUCGGUCGCGGACUUCACGUUUCUGAUCAAACCAGUGGUUUUCCAAAACAGAAUUUGGAUUGGAGGGAAAGGCUGGCAUUGCAAUCUAUUAAAUCUCUCUUGUCAAAAGAAGUCAUAGAUGUUAUAACCACAAGCACAGCUGAUUUGGGCCCAUUAAGUCUUGAUUCAUUCAGAAAAAACAAUGUUUCGGCUUCAUGGAAAGUUUCUGGGAUAGAGACUUCAGUUGAUAAUGAUUCUACCUCUCAGAAAGCUGCAGACGUCAAACAAGAGACACCUGGAAUCAAAGGUGGCAAGGUUUCAGAUGAUGGUCAUUCUCAAUCUCAUGAUUCUCCUGCAAAAGUACUUCGAAGGCAAUUGAGAGAGAAAAGACGUGAAAAGAGGGCAGCUUUCUUGUCACAACAAGAUGAUGAAGCUUCAGUAAAACUUGAAAAUGCAGCCAUCGAACACUCCAAAUCAGUGGAUUCUGCAGUUCUGGGAAAAUACAGUAUUUGGAGGAAAGAAAAUGAGAAUGAGAACCCUGAUUCUACUGUACGCCUGAUGCGAGACCAAAUUAUAAUGGCAAAGGUAUACAUAAGUAUUGCAAAGAUGAAAAACAAGGGUGACUUGAUGCAAGAGUUACAGACUAGGGUCAAAGAGAGUCACCGCACCUUAGGUGAGGCAACAGUUGAUGCUGAUCUACAUCACAGUGCACCUGAAAAAUUGAAAGCUAUGGGCCAAGUUCUAUCAAAAGCAAAAGGGGAAUUAUAUGAUUGCAAGUCAGUCACUGGAACUCUCAGAGCAAUGCUUCAGACAGCAGAUGAGGAAGUUAGGAGCUUGAAGAAACAGAGCACAUUCCUGAGUCAACUAGCUGCUAAAACAAUUCCAAAUGCGAUCCAUUGCCUGUCCAUGCGCUUGACCAUAGAAUACCAUCUCCUUCCUCUGGAGAACAGAAAAUUCCCUAGAAGUGAGAAUUUGGAAAAUCCAAAUCUUUAUCAUUAUGCCCUAUUCUCAGAUAAUGUCUUGGCUGCAUCAGUUGUUGUCAACUCAACUGUCAUGAAUGCAAAGGAUCCAUCAAAACAUGUUUUCCAUCUUGUUACAGAUAAACUAAACUUUGGGGCAAUGAAUAUGUGGUUUCUGUUAAAUCCCCCUGGAAAAGCUACCAUCCAUGUUGAAAAUGUUGAUGAAUUCAAGUGGCUUAAUUCAUCGUACUGCCCUGUUCUGCGGCAACUUGAGUCUGCUGCAAUGAAAGAUUAUUAUUUCAAGUCCGGUCAACCAAACAAUCUUGCAUCUGGCUCUUCAAAUUUGAAGUAUCGGAAUCCAAAGUAUCUUUCAAUGCUUAACCAUUUGAGGUUCUAUCUGCCACAGCUCUAUCCCAAGUUGGAUAAGAUCCUGUUUCUUGAUGAUGACAUUGUUGUCCAGAAAGACUUAACAGGAUUGUGGUCGGUGAAUCUUCGUGGAAAAGUUAAUGGUGCAGUUGAAACCUGUGGUGAUAGCUUUCAUCGUUUUGAUAAGUAUCUAAACUUUUCAAAUCCUAAAAUUGGAAAGAACUUUGAUCCUAAUGCUUGUGGGUGGGCAUAUGGGAUGAAUAUGUUUGAUCUUAAAGAGUGGAAAAAGAAGGACAUCACAGGCAUAUAUCACAAGUGGCAAAACUUGAAUGAAGAAAGAACACUCUGGAAGCUUGGGACACUGCCUCCAGGACUGAUUACAUUUUAUGGUCUGACGCAUCCACUUGAGAAGUCAUGGCAUGUGCUUGGUUUGGGUUACAAUCCAAGUGUUGACAAGAGGGAGAUCGAAAAUGCAGCAGUUAUCCACUAUAAUGGCAACAUGAAGCCAUGGCUGGAGAUAGCCAUGACAAAAUAUCGGCCUUACUGGACCAAGUACAUUAAGUAUGAUCAUCCUUAUCUUAGGAACUGCAAACUGAGUGAAUGAGCCUGCUUUUGGGGUCAAGCUCGAUGCACUCCGAAACUGCAUACGGUUAAAAGAUAUUUGGUUUAACUACUGCAGGAGAAGGGAUUUGGUAGAACUUUUCUUCUCUAUCCCACAUUGUUCAUUCUUCUAUAUCAUUCAUUGAAUUCAUUUGCUUUAGCACUCAUCCAUGGGAACAAGAUAACAAAUUCCAUGCAGUGUUAACCUGUGAAGACACUCUUCUUUAGUUCUUCUGCCUUUGGAGUUACGAUCAAUUUAGACAGAAAUAGCAAACCUUCAUUAGAUUCUCAUCAGUUGGCUGUAUUUUCUGAACAAAUAUCUUCAUUUUAGGAAAUUCACGUGUAUGAUUCCCAGUCUUAAUAUCUUUGAAACUUGGCUUUCUUAAAUAAUUGUCUUAAUGCAGG
Molecule: messenger RNA, 2631 nt
Organism: Rubroshorea leprosula
Lineage: Eukaryota; Viridiplantae; Streptophyta; Magnoliopsida; Malvales; Dipterocarpaceae
Source: the annotation of a GenBank genome assembly